AUGUCGCAAGAAAACCCCGACGUCCGCUCGCCCGAGCCGGCCAACGACGAAUCAGCAACGGCGGCGGCUGACACCACAACCACGGUGCCCGCAGCAAGCCCAGAGGACAAGAGCAGUGCCAAUGCAAACCCCAAGAAACGAACGGCAUCGGAAUCGGAUCACAAUGGCCCGCCCAAGAUCACCAAGCGAAGAGCUGCCCGCGCCUGCGUGUCGUGUCGGGCCCGCAAAGUGCGCUGCGAUGUGGUGGAAGGCGCUCCGUGCGGCAACUGCCGGUGGGAUAACGUCGAAUGCGUAGUCCAGGAGAGCCGCCGACGAAAGAAGAAUCUCUUCGACCCCAACUCUGGUGCUCGCACCCAUGCCCACCACAAAGCCGAGGCACACCACCACAAGACACAGCAGCACAUUGCCAGCAACCCCGUCAACAUCAGCCCGGCCACAGAUCUGCGCCGGCCGAGCGAAAUUUCCAUUGCGACGACCACCGGCGAUGACGCGACGAAUGCGGUUAAUGUCCAGCCCAGCCAAUCUAACCUGUUAGACGCCGGUUUGGAUGGUCACGUUCCGCACCUCAUCUAUCAGCAGCAGUCAGCCAGCAUACAGCCAGACCCGUUGAUGCUAGCCCAAUUACAGGCCAGCAACAAUGGGUCCAGAUAUCCAAACAUUUGGCCUAAUCUCGCCAAUACUAACCAGGAUGGCGCCGCUGCCUUUGGUCAGGCCAAGACUGCUCAGUUUCUCAGUUCGCUAGAAGACCCCGAUGCUUCAUCUCAGCUGCCUGCCUUCAUUCGGCCUUUGCCGGCCAAGAUUGCUAGCGAGGAUGUGAGCUAUUUGCACAUGAAGGGAGCCCUGACACUCCCCAGUCUUCCGCUGCAGAACGCUCUGCUCCGGGCUUACGUUGAGUAUGUUCACCCAUACAUGCCACUGCUCGAGUUGCAUGACUUCUUGAGUGCCAUAAACUCCGUGGAUGGCCUGUGCGGGCAGAUCAGCUUGUUCUUGUACCACGCUGUCAUGUUUGCCGGUACUGCCUACGUGGAUGUAAAAAUUCUCAAGGAGGCAGGGUACGCCAACAGGAAAGCUGCCCGCAAGGCCUAUUUCCAAAAGACAAGGCUUUUGUACGAUUUUGACUAUGAGAGCGAUCGUCUCGUCCUUGUCCAAUCGUUACUGCUCAUGACAUACUGGUAUGAGACGCCAGAUGACCAAAAGGAUACAUGGCAUUGGAUGGGCGUGGCUAUAUCGCUGGCUCACACCAUUGGUCUCCACCGCAACCCUGCCAAUACCAGCAUGUCUCCGAGGAAACAAAAGCUCUGGAAGAGAAUAUGGUGGUCCUGCUUUAUGCGUGAUCGCUUGAUUGCAUUGGGCAUGAGGAGACCGACGAGGAUAAAGGACGAGGACUUUGAUGUUCCAAUGUUGGAAGAAGGCGAUUUCGAGAUUGGCCCACUCGCCGAUGAUGUGCAAGUCAUCAACCACGACUGUACGCUUGUCCGGGACGUCUUGAUGCAGCAGCAGCUUGCCUCCAUGUGUGUGGCCAAGGCCAAGCUAUGUCUCUGCAUUAGCCAGAUGCUCAAGGCCCAAUAUUCGGUACUUGUCAGAGAUUCCGAGCGAGCCGAGAACACGACCAACAGCACCAUGAUGCUUCACCCUAAGAAACAAAUCAACAACAUGGAAAAUGUCACCGAUUGUGACAUCUCACUCAUGGCCUGGGUUGAGCAACUGCCUGCCUGCUGCCAGUAUCGUGCGCUCACCCCCAUGGAUGUCAAGGACGGCUACAGGACGAUUGCUGUGCAGCGAAACCUUCUACACAUGGUCUACUAUACUACCAUCUCGGCUCUUCACCGGCCCCAAUUCCUCCACGCAUCGCCGAUGCACGCUCCGACGACGUCGCGACAGGCUCAAGAAAUGUCCCGCAUGAAGGUCCGGGACGCCGCAUCCCAGAUCACGCGCAUGGCUGCUGAAAUGCACCAGCUGCGUUUGGAGAGGUAUCUGCCGACGACGGGCGUGACGGUCAUCCUUCCUGCAAUGAUUAUUCACCUUCUCGAGAUGAAGAACCCGCUCAUCCAUGCCCGUGACAAGGCAGUGCGCGGAUUCAGGCAAUGCAUGAAGGUCAUGGAGAAACUACGUGAUAUAUACUCGGCUGCCGAUUAUGCGGUCGCCUUCCUGGACGCUGCCCUCCGCAAGGCAGCCAUCGACAUUCAGGCUUCCCACAACGCUGCCCGGAUGAACACAGAAUUCGAAAAGCCCACCCACCACAACAGCUUUUCGGCGCCGUCGUUUCCUGUCCCGGAAAAGAUGGCUACUCCUCCGCCGGAGAAUUUGCCCUAUAUGACGCAACCCGAGAUUGACCGGGCCCAGCCAAAAGCUGCGUUUGUUGAGCCAAUCCACAUUGCGACCGGCAACACACCACCGCCGACGGAGAAGGAAGAUGCUACCCCUACUGCGAGCGACUCGAGUGAUGCUGGUGCCCCUGCGCCCAUGGAACUGGACCUCGACUUCAACGCGAACCACCAAGACGAAUUUGAUUGGAACGCCUUAACUGGCACGAAUAUCGACUUUGAUCAGUGGUUGCAAUUCCCUGCCGAGGGAGGAAAGAAGAACAACAGUGCCGGUCUCGCGGCCAACGUUGCACUUCCGGUGACGAACAAUAUCGUGGAAAACAAUGACAGUUUCAUGAACAUGUUGGUCGACACCGGAAAUGGUUCAGGAGAUAUAUUCGUUUCUUGA
Pestalotiopsis fici W106-1 is the source of this 2712-nucleotide messenger RNA. Its product is annotated as Cutinase transcription factor 1 beta. The transcript is spliced from 4 exons. The record is from RefSeq and is a predicted model, not a curated record. Gene Ontology annotation, molecular function: zinc ion binding; DNA-binding transcription factor activity, RNA polymerase II-specific; DNA binding. Gene Ontology annotation, biological process: regulation of DNA-templated transcription; DNA-templated transcription. Lineage: Eukaryota; Fungi; Ascomycota; Sordariomycetes; Amphisphaeriales; Sporocadaceae. Bases 1 to 2712 code for a protein of 903 amino acids.